GCACCGUAACCCGAUGUCGUCAUCACUCCGCGACCCAGCGUGUGCAUUCUCACGCGUAUCAGCUUGUCUUGCUACUUACUAGCUUCCACUUAUUCGGCUUUUUUAAUCAAUACGCCACACAUUUGGCUUAUUGGCAGUUAUUUACGAAGAAGACGCAGCACGCACAACCCGGGAGUCUCCGUGGAGGAUAAAAAAAAUGACUCCAUCCAUCAAAAAAAAUCUGUUGGACAAGUUUCGGCUCAACGCGUCUCUGAUGUUUAAAGACAGCUGCCCAGAAGCUUCACGAUACUUCCUCAAGCAGCAUUUCACGCAAAUGGAGACCGAAGAGGAUGUACCGCCACCCGCAAUCGACCAGACCGCUGUGUGCGAGCACUGCUAUCAGUGGCGGCGGCCCGACAACCACCGUGUGAGGUUGCGACCCAAGCGGCAGCCGUCCGUGAGGCUACAGAGGGUCCUACGCAGGAGAGCCAGGGGGAAAACACUCAGCCUGGCGCAUAGACGUCUGCUCAACCGCUUCCAGAAGUCGGCCUCGGUGCUGAUGGCCACCUGUCACACUUGCAACAAGACGUCCAGGCACAGAGGACUGAACCGAGAGUUCUUACCCGCCUUGGCUAAAAGGGACUGCGCUCCAGGGAGUGCGGGCAAACGUGCCAAGACCCCGCAGUCGGCCAACAGAGCCCCCGCGACCACGCCCAAGACCCCCAGCCACACCCCCAGGUCUUCUCACUCCAGCACUCCUGCAUCAGCCUCCUCCUCCUCCUCCUCCUCCAAGACCUCCAGGGCCAAAACCUGGGUGGUCCAGCGUCUCAGCAAGAUCCUCAGUCAGGAGGACAAGCCCAGCAGCAAGAAGGGGAGCUUAAAGGACUUCCUCUCCUCGCUUUGAGUCGCAUCUUUGACAUCUUUUGCCCCCCAAAAAAACCUACUUUGAGGUUGUCAAGCCAGUGUGGGAGGUGCUUCAGUGCGCCCACCAGCGCCCCCUUCAAGGUGUGUGUUGUCACGCCAUCCUCCGCCGAGCAAGUGUUUUUGCUCCACUCUGUGUCGAAUAUUUGAGGAAUUGUUGAGUCAGGAGUUACUGUCAAUUCCGGACUAUAAGCCGCUACAUUUUCCCUACGCUUUGGGCCCUGCGGCUUGUAGAACGGUGCGGCAAAUUUAUGGAUUUUUCUUAAUGUUUUCUGUUCAAUGUUUUCUUUAAACACAAGCAGAGACUCUUUAAAAAAAUAUUGUUUGUGCUAUGGCGCCAUCUUUUGGCUGCAGGUGAAAAUGUACGUCCUGUUUCAAUGCUUUGAACCGGAAGUAAAAUGAUUGGAUUGAUUCUCAUCAUUUUAAGCAACGUUAGCACGUUUUACAAUAUAACUAAAACUAGUCUUACGUACUAAACAGUCGCCAUGUGUGACGUCUGUAGGAGUGUUUUCAUGCAUAUUUGUACGUGCUAUCGGAAUGUACUCAAGCUAGCGUCGUUGGCAUUAGCAAACAUGCUAAGACACGGCACAGGAGCCAAGCGUGCAGGUUUUAACAAGGUUUUAAUAAACGUAGGUUUUUAACAAAAGUUUUCUCCAGCUGAACGCGACCUUUCAGUCACGUCCGUAUCCUCUGUCUCCUCCUGCUCCCGGCCGCUCACUGUUAAAGACAACAGGUGAUUAGAUUAACACGUACCAGCCGUGAAAUCUAAUCACCUGCCAGCUGUGUCUCGCCGUCAGCACAUGCCCCGCCCCCGUCUGAUGGUGCUCUGUCCUCAGCACCAUGGACAGAGGCGGUGACCUUUGCUCCUGCAGGCAGCGCUUUCACAAAUUCCUCAGUAAAUUCACCUGAACGUCACCGUGGAGUUAUCGAGUCCGCUUAGCUGAUUGGAGGGCUAGCUUGCGCAGCUCGUGGGUCCAUGACCAUGAAUUCUGUUUUGUUUGAUUUGUUUGAUUGUUACAGACGUCGUUUGGAAACAAUUAAGAUAUGUGAACGUUUACAAAAUAUUUACGUGUAAAUAACUAAUUUCACUACGUGUACAUCUGCGCCUAAUACAUGGAAAAAUAUUUUUUUCUUUUAAAAUUUAGUGGGUGUGGCUUAUGUAGUCCGGAAAAUACGGUAUUUCCUUGGUGUUAGCUCACUCAAUAAAAAUGUCGCUAGAGCUAAAACUGUACCUUGUUAACCGCCUAGUGCUAGCAGUUUUUUACUGUUGUUACUGGGUGCGGCUUAUAGCUCGGUGAGCUCUAUAGACAGAAAAAUACGCUAUAUUUAGUGUCUUUGUGAGCUGGUCAAUAUGCAAAAAUAACAUUUGCAUUUCUUUCUUUUACAUUAGCCUCUUUUUGCUUUUAUUUAACAUAAAACAUGUAAAUAAGAGUCACUGCCAUAACAUGAGGUUUUGUUUUUUUUUAUUUAGCUUAUUUGCUGCAACACAUUAAUAAUUUCUGUCAUCUUUUAUUUUGUUUGUAUUUCCAUUGUAAAUGACACAUUUCCUAAAUAUUUAUUAGAAGAUAUUAUAUUGCGGGGGCUUAUUUCAUUGUAACAAAUCACGUAAUAUUAUACUAUUCCGAGAAGUUAACAGCAUUUAUGUUUCAAAAUAAGCUCCAUUUUUGUUGGGUUUUGCCAUAAUUAUUGCAUCAACAUUUGAAUGAUUUCCAAUGGUGAUGUUUGUCAUUUGUCUACCUGGUUUUUUAAGUGUUUUUUGGUAAUUAUUGGCGACAAUCCAAAUACUUUUUCUGCUUUUUCUAUGGUCUUCAUCAUAUUAUAGUGAUGUAUUACGCUUCAAUUUGAAUACCUCAAAUUUUUACUUCUUCUUCGAUGUGACUCUGAAAUAAACAAUUUCAUAUAGCAAA
Molecule: messenger RNA, 2807 nt
Organism: Entelurus aequoreus (snake pipefish)
Lineage: Eukaryota; Metazoa; Chordata; Actinopteri; Syngnathiformes; Syngnathidae
Gene: rmp24
Product: linkage group 05 C18orf21 homolog
Exons: 5
Coding region: 197-883 (228 amino acids)
Source: RefSeq, a predicted model, not a curated record